AUGAUGGAGACACAUGAUGGUAGUGUCUCCAAACAACGUGUAUAUCCAUCGGAUUUACUUUUUAUUAAAACAUUGAUUAAUGGAAUUAUGGUUCGAGCAAUGGUGGAUACAGGCGCUACAAUAUCAUUAAUAAAACUACCAAUAUUAAAACAAGUGAAAUAUCAUCAUCAUAUAAGUGGGAAAAGAGGAGAAAUCACAUUGGGAGAUGGUAAGACAAAGUUGUGGCAAUAUGGUACGGUGGAUUUAACUGUAACAAUCAACAAUAUUAAAACGAAGGUGAAGGCAGUAGUAGUUGAUGAUUUAGCGGCGGAUUUCAUUCUUGGAUUGGACUGGCUCAACUUCUACGACGUACAUAUUCUUCCACGCAUGCAACAGCUAAAAAUUCAUCAUAAUCAACAACAAGCAACUAUUGGAUUUGAUAAAGAUGUCGAGAAUGAUGUUACACUGGUUCAACAAUAUAACAUUUACCAGGUGUCAGUUCAUGAGACAGGUGUGCAAGUGAUUGAUGGACUAGUAGCGGUAAAUAAUAAUAUAGUAAAAAUAAACAUUGCAAAUACCUCAAAAUAUCCGGUGACAUUAAAUCAAGAUAUGAAAAUUGGUACCAUAUCACGGUUAUCUAUGAGUACGUAUGUUUACAAUUUGGAACAGACGUUAACAGAAUUUCAAGAUCAUUCUGAGCAGAUGAGCAACAUGAGUGAGCAAUGCAACGAAAUGAUAAAUUCACUCAGUACUCAUCUCAGCAAACCUGAUCAACAUGUCGCAAUCACAUCGGUGUUGAAGAAAUAUGCUGCACUGUUGGAACCGAACAACAGAAAGGUUAUCACCCCAAUCAACCACGUCAUUGAUACAGGAAAUCAUCCACCAAUUAGUACAAGACCGUAUUUCAAGACAAUCCAACAACGGAAGGACAUUCAACAAGAGAUUGAUAAGAUGUUAAAGAAUGGCAUUAUCAAACCAUCGCAUUCACCUUGGUCUUCGCCGGUAAUACUUUUGAAAAAACCAAAUGGUGAAUUUCGAUUUAUUGUUGAUUAUCGAAAGCUAAAUGCCAUCACAAGAAAAGACGCAUACCCUCAACCAACAACCGAGGAGCUACUACAAAGACUGGGUGGACAUAAAUGGUUUACAAAAUUGGAUUUGAAAGCGGGGUAUUUUCAGAUACCAAUCCAAGAUUGUGACAAGGAAAAAACUGCGUUUUGUACUCAAGAUGGACUUUAUCAAUUUGAAGUGUUGUCGAUGGGUCUCAUGAAUGCACCUCCAACAUUCCAACGUGUCAUGAACAACAUCAUUGGCUACAAACGUUGGGACUUUGUGCUUGUGUACUUGGAUGAUAUCAUGAUAUACUCCAAUUCGUUUGAAGAACAUGUGAGACAUUUGGAUGAGAUUUUGGCAACCUUGAGUCGACACCAAUUUCAACUAAACCUGAAAAAAUGUCUUGUAGCAGUGCAACAAGUAGAGUUCCUAAGCCACAUUAUUACCUGUGAUUCCAUUCAACCUUCAAGAGAACGUGUACAAGCAAUAAUAGAUAUGCCAGAACCACGAACAUUGGCGCAAGCAAAUCGAUUUAUCGGUAAGAUUGGAUGGUACCGAAAGUUUAUCCCUAGGUUUGCAGAAAUUGCGGCUCCCAUUCACAAGGUUACUAACAAGAUCAAGAAAAUGAAACAUGAAUUCUAUUGGCAUUCAGAGCAAAGUGAAUCAUUUAACAAUUUGAAGAAGCUUCUUAUGACACCACCAUUGAUGUUGAAAUAUCCACAUCCGCAAGCAGAAUUCAUUUUAGCAACUGAUGCUUCAGACUAUGCUAUUGGUUGUGCAUUGAAGCAAGUAAUAAAUGGAAAGAUUCAUUACAAUUAUUACCUGAGUCGUUUGUUAUCACCAACUGAGAGAAAAUACAAAACAAUCGAACGUGAAGCAUUGGCAAUAUUUUGGUGCAUGAACAAAUUACAACAAUACCUGGGUGGUCGGGAUGUCAUAAUUCACACGGAUCAUAAACCCCUGGAACAAUUUCAGCGAAAGUACAAAUUCAAUUGUAAACGAAUAGAAGAAUGGCUUUUGAAAUAUCAAGAUAUGAUUCCACAAAUGGUCGACGUUAAGUACAAAAAAGGAUGUUUGAAUGGUGAUGCGGACGGAUUAUCAAGACCAGAGUUAUAUGAACACACCGAUGAAUUUUCUGGUACCAGUGAUGAUCAUGUUGUUCUUAAUGUGCUUACUCGUGCAAUGACACGGAGAACGGCACAAGUGAUAAACAAUGAUGCAGGACCUAUACCACCCGCAACCCGACCAGCAGCAACCAAACAACUACCAAGGACAUUCGACUUUGGAAUUGAAAGAAUACGUGACGAACAAAAAAAGGAUGGUUAUGUUCAAUCAAUUAUAAAAAGGCUUCGACAACAACCAUCAUAUAUCAUCCAUGAAAAUGUGUUGUAUAAACUUGUUUCUCGUCAUAAUUCAAGAACAAAGAUUAAAUUGAUCUAUAUCCCAUCGUCCAUGAGAACUGAAGUGUUAAUGAGUUACCAUGAUCAUCCUACAGCUGGUCAUUUUGGUUCAAAACGUACAUGGAUGAAGUUACGAGAUUGUUGCUAUUGGCCAAAAAUGCGGGGCGACAUUGAAUCAUAUAUUAGAUCAUGUGAGAAAUGUGCAAAGUUCAAUAUAAAACGGUCAAAGUCACCUGGUAAACUGAACCCAAUAAAACCUCCAGAGGGACAAAUGGAAUUAGUUGGGAUGGAUUUCUGGGGACCAACUAGAGAACCAUCAGCUAAUGGCAAUAGAUAUAUUUUGGUUGUAACUGAUUACUUGACCAAAUUUGUUGUAGCAAAAGCAUUGCCCAACAACACAGCACAAACAGCUGCUCAAACAUUUGUAGAAGAUUUUAUUUUUAAAUUUGGCGUUCCAAAUCGACUUAUUACUGAUCAAGGCGUUCACUUUAAUAAUGAGUUAAUGAGAAAUGUAGCACAGAUGAUAGGGUUUGAUCAUAUUAAAUCAACACCAUAUCGCCCACAAACGAAUGGUCAAGUGGAACGCUUCAAUGCAACUUUUCGACCGCAACUGGCAAAGUUAUAUGAUGAAAAUAUGAACAAUUGGGAUGAGUACUUGUUAGCGGUGGUAUAUGCUUACAAUACUGGUCAGCAUAGUACAACCGGGUACUCACCAUUUCAGCUUAUGUUUGGUCGACAACCAUCGUUACCAUUAGUUCGAAAACAUGCAACGUUUACAUUAACAAAGCCAAAUGACUAUUGGCCACGAAUAGUACGUUCGUUAAAAAUGUAUCAUCAAGCGGCACGACAAAACAUCCAAAUUCAACAAGGUUUAGCUAAAGCACGGUUCGAUCAUAACCGAUCCAAUCCGAUUUAUAAACCAAAUGAUUUGGUUCUAUGGCGACUACCUGGCCAUCUUUCAAAAUUAGAGGCGCGUUAUUCUGGACCACAUGUGGUCAUCAAAGAGACACAUCCAAGCUAUACUAUCCAAGAGCAGGAGACAGAUAUUCAAAGAAAAGUUCAUGUGGCUGAUCUACAGCCGGUGUUUGAGAGAUAG
This is a messenger RNA of Adineta ricciae, 3525 nucleotides long. The record is from the annotation of a GenBank genome assembly. Lineage: Eukaryota; Metazoa; Rotifera; Eurotatoria; Adinetida; Adinetidae.